UUCAGAUUUGACAAGAUCGUUUUCCCGCCGCCGCCCUAACAGCUUCGCGCCAAUUCCAUCGGCCGACCGCAGCAGGCUCUCGUCGCGACGGCGGCGGAUACUCACACUCACCUUCUUCAGCCCGAUUCGCGCCGCCAGAAACCCUAAAGAUCCGCCACCCUCCAAUGGCGGUCCAGCCCGAGCCCGACUACUCCCUCUUCACCGCCCAAGAGAUCGAGUUCGUCGCGGAGGAUGAGCUGAUCGAGAUCGUGCCCAACAUGCGGAUGGAUCCUCUCAAUUUGAUCUGCGGUGAUUUCGGUCCGUUUCUCCCGCAAAUAGCCGCUCGAGUGCCUCUCUGGCUCGCCGUGGCUUUGAAGAAGAGAGGCAAGUGCACGAUCCGGCCUCCGGAAUGGAUGUCCGUGGAAAAACUGACCCGUGUUCUGGAAGCUGAACGAGAUUCUGAAAGAGAAUUUCAGUCUUUACCAUUCCAUUAUGUGGAAAUUUCAAGACUUCUUUUUGACCAUGCACGGGAUGACAUUCCUGACAUUUAUAUGGUGAGGUCUCUCAUCGAGGAUAUAAGGGAUGUAAGAUUUCAUAAAGUGCAAAGCAGCCUGGAGACAUUUGAUGGUCGAACAUCGGCAGUACAAAUAAAAUCCUUAUCGGCUAUGGAGGUGAACAUAGUUCGUCCCUUCGUUGCAAGAGCCCUACAGUCAUUCCAUAAGCUUGAUAGUCUGCUGCCAGAUACAGAUUCAAUGCCCAAUAAUCAACCACAGGAAGCCGAUAAAGCCGCAAAAGGACGACGCGUGCUGCGGGGAAGGUGAAGGCUGCCGCCAGUCAUCCUCAUCAUGUUGUUUCAUGGAAAUGAUGCGCAAGCAAGCAAGCAGAUCAGGAACUUUGUUUUCUCUUAGAGGAUCUGUGGAGGCGUAUUGUUGUGGGCUUUUUCUUUUGAGUGAGCUAUCUUAAGUUGUUCUUUCAAUUUCGUGUUUUAAAGAACAAUUUUACUUUAAUUCACAGCAUGUCUUUUGAGUGAGUAGUAUAAUUGUAUAUAUUUAACUUUCUGAGUACAUUCCUAGGGAUCUUGUAGAUGAUUAAAUCAACCGUUGCUGGUGAUGUUAUCUUGGA
Molecule: messenger RNA, 1101 nt
Organism: Syzygium oleosum
Lineage: Eukaryota; Viridiplantae; Streptophyta; Magnoliopsida; Myrtales; Myrtaceae
Product: DNA replication complex GINS protein PSF2
Exons: 8
Coding region: 165-800 (211 amino acids)
Biological process (GO): DNA replication; double-strand break repair via break-induced replication
Cellular component (GO): GINS complex; nucleus
Source: RefSeq, a predicted model, not a curated record